Morchella sextelata is the source of this 3180-nucleotide messenger RNA. RefSeq lists its product as uncharacterized. The coding region runs from base 1 to 3180 and encodes 1059 amino acids. NCBI's taxonomy places the organism in Eukaryota, Fungi, Ascomycota, Pezizomycetes, Pezizales, Morchellaceae. The transcript has 5 exons. The record is from RefSeq and is a predicted model, not a curated record. Gene Ontology annotation, cellular component: cytoplasm.
AUGCGGCUCGCCGUGUAUGGAGCUACCAGCGUCAUUUUGGGCGCCGGCGUCAUCAUCUCAGCUUUCAACCAACGCGCAAACUUCUAUUCAGCCUGUGUUCACCUUGCUCAGUCCAAUGCUUGUCUUAUGGUCCUUACAAAUUUGUUACUCCUUCUCUCAAUACUCUUCGGCCAUGCUCUACAGCUUAUUUUCUAUGGACCUCUACGGACCCCCGAGAUUGAGAAUCUAUACGAGAAGGCUUGGUAUGCUGUGACGGAGACAUGUUUGGCCAUGACUAUAUUUCGCGACGAGUUUGAUGUCCGGUUCAUCGUCAUGUUUGGUGUAUUAUUAUUUAUCAAGUGCUUCUGCUGGAUCGGAGGAAGUAGAGUGGAAUUUAUGGAAACCUCACCUCCAGACAAUCCGACACUCUUCCAUAUCCGGCUGGCCUCUUCCUUGAUUCUGCUUCUUUCAGCCUGUUCAGCAAUGCUUUGGCACUCUGUUUCCUCAGUUCUUGAGCGUGGGAGACCAAAUAUGAUGGUCAUGUUUGCUUUCGAAUUCGCAAUUCUUCUAAUAACAUCGCUCGGAAUUACUGGUAGAUACGUUCUAAGCUUGGUCGAAAAAUAUAUCUUAAAACGGGAGGCGAUGCGAAGACGUGCAGCAAGAAUUCUGGAGAGGGAAGGCGCUCGCCAGAGACAUGCAGACCGGGUCGCAGAGGUAACAAGAAGACGUAGAGCUGGCGAUCUUGUGGAAGAUGUUCCUGAGUUGGAAGAAGAAGACGAAGAUGAGGAGGAAUUAGAUGUCGGGGGUUGGGAGGAGAAAGGAACAUGGGUUUUUUACUUGGAGUUGGUUACAGACCUUCUUAAGCUCCUUACUUAUCUCUCAUUCUUCUCGAUUGUCCUAAGAUAUUAUGGACUUCCACUCCAUAUCAUCCGCGAUGUCUACCUCACCCUCCGUUCAUUUAUCACCCGGAUUCGAGACUUCAUCCGCUAUCGUCGGGCAACUGCUCACAUGAACUCCCGGUACCCAGAUGCAACCCCCGAAGAGGUUGAGCGCGAAGGGGUCUGUAUCAUAUGUAGGGAAGAAAUGAGAGCGUGGACUGAAGGUGGUGCUGCGGGUGAAGGUGGUAGAGCAGCCGGCACUCAAGACCAGAGAUCAAGACCAAAAAAGCUUCCAUGUGGGCAUGUACUCCAUUUUGCCUGCUUAAGAAGUUGGCUUGAAAGACAGCAAAGAUGUCCUACAUGUCGUAGGCCUGUACUUGACGAGCCUCUCAAUGGCCCAGGUGCGCAAAACGCUGCUGCACGAGCACAAGCAAAUGCCGCUGGUGGAGCAGGUCUGGCGUUUGGUGCGCAACUUGGUCCUCUAGGAUUUGACAUUGGUGUUGGGGGGCCUGGUUUUGUCCAAAAUUUAAUGGAUAGAAUGAACCAACAACAACAACGACCUCAACCGCAGCAAAACCAACAGAACCAGCAGAACCAGCAGCAGCAGAACCAGCAACACAAUCAACAGGCGCAGUUGCAAGCACAGUUGCAGGCACAGAUUCAGGCACAUGCGCAGAAUCAAGGUUUAGCAGACGUUGGUGCCGGUGGUGCUGGGUAUACAGAUCUUGCUCAGCAGAUACUCAGGACUAGGCAGCUUCUUGACCGCGAAGUAGCCAUGUUGGAGAUGACGCAACAACAAUUAAGGCAAUUACGAGAAUUACAGGCGCAAGCUGCAGGUAUUCCGGGGGCUGGUGGUCUACAAGGCCAACAAGUCCCAGCUACCCCACUUGCUCCUGGAGCCACACCCCCCGCAGCUGCUACCAACCCAUACCUAAACACCGGGAAUAAUCUUGAAACCAACUUACCUCCAAGAAUUAGAACACCGGGCAUGUCGGUUUACCAUGGGGGGCCGGUAUUGAACGGAUCCAGUGCUACGGCGGUACUGCCUCAAGGAAUGGUGCUUCCGCCGGGAUGGAACGUGGUUCCCUUGACUGCCCCUAGAUCUACUGCCACUGCUUUACCGAUUACAACUCCAGGUGGAACAAUGUCGUUAAGAGGAGCGGAAUCCUUAAGAAGUCGAAGGGGGCAACAAAUGUACCGGGAGCGCAUGAUGGAUCACCACGCUAGAUUGACCCCAGGAGAAGAACAGACAUCUCGUUCUUCCAGACCAGCCCUUACCAGAGCAACGACCGCCCCAAGUGGACUCAGCCGCCCGCAACAGAACUGGGCAGCUCAAAGAACUAGCGGACCAGUCACGGGUGGAAAUCUGAGUGAACGGUUGUCCCAAGAACAGAUGGAAAGGUUAAGUCCAACAGUUCAAAGAAGUGUCGCGACUAUCAGUAGACUUUUACAAUGGCAAUUAGAAUCAGGAAGUGGCAUAACAGUGCACGAAACUCUUGCUGGUCUUCCAGAUGAAACCCGGGAAGAAAUUCUACAGGGCUGGCCUAAUAGAGAUAUGGCCCAGGAGCUCGCAGAGGGUGCUAGGAAUGCCACCCGUUCUGAACCUGGUGCAGAUAUGGUGCGUUCUGUGGCGAAUAUUGCUAGAUGGCUUGAGAUAUUGCCUAGAGAAGAAAGGAUUCAGGUUGUGCUGGGAUUUCCCGAAGGCGACUUUAGGGGAUUUAUAAUGAUGCAUCAUCCAGGACUCAGGGCAGAAGUAACAAGGCUGUCUACACUGCUGAGAGAUAUCAACGAAGAAAUCACUGAGACUCCCACUACAAUCUCGCCAUCUGGCGUUUCUGGCAUGAUUGAGAGCAUCUCCGACUGGACUCAGAUAUCACCUUUGGACGAAACAAGUUCUCGGGAAGACAUUGAGAGGGUAGAACGGGAAACUCGCGAGACUGUCAAUAGACGUAUACAGGUCCUCAAUGAUAUAGCCAGAAUUAUGAGAAAUGCAGCGGGGCAACUCGAACAAUUCAAUACCGAGAACCAACUUUCACUAUUUGGGGAAAGAAGCAUCUUCAAUCCCAGCGCGCAAGAGCAGGCGUUGAAUGCACUGGAGCAGGAGGUUGUACAGGAGGAGAGGGAGUGGAGGUCGAAACAAGGAGUUGCAGCUGUAGAGAGUCUUUUAGGGGUUGCUGAAGGACCUACUGAUGAAAAGGGUAAAGGCAAAGCAAAGCAAGAAGUGGAAUUAAAUGAUGCCCAGGAAGGCGAAGCCUCAGUAACUCCGGAAGCACAAGGAAAGGCGCCGGUUAAGGUCACGGUAGAGGAUGCUGAUGAUGAGUGA